Messenger RNA from Quercus robur (English oak), 1110 nucleotides. Its product is annotated as F-box protein At3g07870-like. Gene Ontology annotation, molecular function: protein binding. NCBI's taxonomy places the organism in Eukaryota, Viridiplantae, Streptophyta, Magnoliopsida, Fagales, Fagaceae. The transcript has a single exon. The record is from RefSeq and is a predicted model, not a curated record. The coding region runs from base 1 to 1110 and encodes 369 amino acids.
AUGGAUUCUCUUCCACUAGAGAUCUCUCUAAACAUCUUUUCACGACUGCCGUUUGUCUCCCUCAUCUACUGCAAGCGUGUAUCCAAGUCCUGGCAUGCAUUGCUGAAGCAUCCUCACUUCCCUUACUUGCAAAAAGCCUUUCAUGAUUUCCAAAACAACUUGUGCCUCAUCCUCCAUUGCUCUUCUUCUUGUUCACCACACGACCAUAUUUUUAUUGUCAAUAGUUGUAGUCAUCUCAGCGACCCCGAUGAACACUGGAAGGAUAUCAUGGGUAUCAACGUGCCGCUGCAAAAUCACAAGUUUAACUCUAUCGUAAACUGCAAUGGUUUGCUGUUCUUGUCCUAUAUUGAAUCUGAUAACAUCAUGAUGCAUAACAAAGGUUGCGUUUACAAUAUUCUUGCGGCUAAGUUGACAAAUUUGCCAAAUUCUCCCACCUUCUUUAAGGAAUUCAAGGUGGCAUACGGGUUUGGCUUCCAUCCAAGAACCAAGGAAUACAAGGUAGUGAGAAUUGUUGAACAAGAAUGUGUAAGAUAUGAUUUUGGACGUUUUGAACUAUCUUUAGACCAAACUAUUGAGGUGUUUACUCUGGGAACAUAUGCCUGGAGAACUAGAAGAAAUAACCCCUUCUUGCUUCAGAUGCAACCUAGUGAGGCAUUGGUUAAUGGAGCUCUUCAUUGGUUAGGCCAAGCCAAGGUAAGCCACUCACAACUCAUUAUAUCCUUCAACUUGGAAAAUGAAGGAUUUUAUCAGAUUCCAAACCCAAAUUGUAGAUUUGAUAUGCUACAAAGCCAUUUGCUAUUAUUAGGAGGGUGUCUAUCUUUGACUGUUCAUACUGAUAAAAACAAUAUUGAUAUUUGGUUGAUGAAGAACUAUGGAAUACAGGGGUCUUGGACUAAAGAAUUCACCAUCAACUCUGGAAGUCUAUCAUUAGGAUCUAUUCGGCCUCUAUUCCUCCUGUCAAACGGCAAGGUUUUGAUUGAAUAUGCAAAACAAAGCCUCUUUUUAUAUGACACAAACAAGAAGAUGACCAAGAAAAUAAAUCUUGGUGACUUCCCGUAUUAUUUCCAAGCAGUUCCUCAUGUCAAACCUAUCAAUUCAGUAAGGCCUUAG